Centrocercus urophasianus (Greater sage-grouse) is the source of this 1636-nucleotide messenger RNA. RefSeq names its product AN1-type zinc finger protein 5-like. The coding region runs from base 291 to 1022 and encodes 243 amino acids. The record is from RefSeq and is a predicted model, not a curated record. Gene Ontology annotation, molecular function: DNA binding; zinc ion binding. Lineage: Eukaryota; Metazoa; Chordata; Aves; Galliformes; Phasianidae. The transcript has 7 exons.
GCGGCCCCGUAGCGUCUAGGGGAGCCCCGGGCACCGCGGGCUCGGUUUGGGUUGGAGGUGCCGUGGCCGUGAUGUGGAUUUGCGGUUUUUCUUUCAGGUGGGGUUUCAGCACAGCGUCGGCCUGCCAACCCGCGGGCAGCUCGGACGGGGACAGAGAGGCUCGGCGGUGGGGCUGCUGCCUCGGGCUGCCCUGAGCGCGCACGGCUCGCUGAGCAGAGCAGCGGACAGAAGGCUCCGUUGGUGGAGUUACUGCUAUGGUUGGAAGGGUGCAGUGCAGCGUGGCCGCAUAAAUGCUACGCGAGGGUCAGCUGCUGGGUUUGCUGUGUGUGAUCCUAAGAGUAAGAAGCAUUUUGGAAGGAGGCUCCUCCUGGGAAGUUUGGCACCUUGGAGGAGAAAGGAUGGCUCAGGAGACGAACCAAACCCAGGUGCCUCUGCUGUGCACCACCGGCUGCGGGUUCUAUGGCAGCCCACGCACCAACGGGAUGUGCUCUGUUUGCUACAAGGAAUUCCUGCAGAGGCAGCAGAGCAGUGACCGGAUCAGCCCUCCAGCAGCCAGCAGUCCCAGCAGCAGCCCUGUGGCAUCAGACUCCAUGGCAGGGCAGCGGGCAGAGGAGGACUCCACACCUGAGGAUGCGAAAGCCAGUGCUCAGACUCCUGUGACCCACCAGAUGACAGCCAUGAGCAUAUCCAGAGAGGAAGGCAGCAGUGAGACAGAAGGGCUCGCCAAGACAGAAGAGGCCACCCCAGCAUCUUCCUCAUCAGGUGCCCUCCUUGAAACAUCACAGAGUGCAGCUGAGGACAAAACUUCUCCGGAGAAACCGAAACAGAAGAAGAAUCGCUGCUUCACGUGCCGGAAGAAGAUUGGGCUGACUGGCUUCGACUGUCGCUGUGGGAAUCUGUUCUGUGCCAUUCACCGAUACUCAGACAUGCACGCCUGCCCCUAUGACUACAAGGCAGAAGCUGCUGAGAAGAUCCGGAAGGAAAACCCCGUCGUUAUAGCUGAGAAGAUCCAGAAGCUGUGAACGGGGCUGAGCAGCUCGAACUCCAGCCUGGUAGCCUGGUGCUCCUCCCCGUCCUCCCAGCCUUCCCCCCUCCUCCCAGCCCCGUCAGUGGAUAUGGGGAUCCAGCAGCACACGCAAACCAGCACCCGGACCGGGAUAUUCCUUGCACCUCCUUGACAGAAGCAUGGUGUUCUUCCUCUCCCUACAAUCCUUCAGGGCUCAGCAGAUCCAUUUCUGUCCAGCUUUCACGAGGACACUGGCCCGACUCUGCCUCACCCACUGCAGCACUGAGACCACGGCAUUUCUCCUCCCCAGCCAAGCCACCCCUUCGUCCCACGGCUCCAGGUCCUGCAGACUGCCUGGGACUCAUGGCUGGAGCUCCUGAGCUGCCUCCAGACUCCCCUCCCUCCACCCCACCCCCUCCUCCUGAUGGCUGCAGAGUGGGGAGCCAAGGAGUCCCAGCGACGAUCCCGUUCCCCACAAGGUGUUUGGUCUCAGAUGCAGCAAAGAGGAUUCUGUAGUUUUAAUGCUCCCAACCCCACACCCCUUUUCCCUUUGAGAAGCUGUUGUUGAAGCAACUGCAUCGUUAAGCUGCAGAGUAUGGCACAGUAAAGUUAUUUUGUGGCUUGCCGUGA